Molecule: messenger RNA, 2609 nt
Organism: Mastomys coucha (southern multimammate mouse)
Lineage: Eukaryota; Metazoa; Chordata; Mammalia; Rodentia; Muridae
Gene: Entpd3
Product: ectonucleoside triphosphate diphosphohydrolase 3
Exons: 11
Coding region: 123-1712 (529 amino acids)
Biological process (GO): nucleoside diphosphate catabolic process
Cellular component (GO): plasma membrane
Molecular function (GO): GDP phosphatase activity; UDP phosphatase activity
Source: RefSeq, a predicted model, not a curated record
ACCAGCGCUUUAGAAUGAGGUCUCUGGUACCUGAGUGCAGACGCAAUGCGACCACAGUCUUAGCUCCUGCCAAAGUACGUUCCCCACCAUGAUGGACAGUACCUACAACCCCGGGAGAGAAGAUGUUUACGGUGGUGACCCGCCAGCCCUGUGAACAGGCAGGCUUCAGGGCCCUCUCGAGGACCCCUGCUAUCGUCACCUUGGUGGUCCUGCUUGUGAGCAUUGUGGUACUUGUGACACUCACACUCAUCCAGAUCCGACACCCACAGGUUGUGCCUCCAGGAUUGAAGUAUGGAAUCGUGCUGGAUGCGGGCUCUUCCAGAACCACUGUCUACGUGUAUCAGUGGCCAGCAGAGAAGGAGAAUAACACCGGAGUGGUCAGCCAAACCUUCAGAUGCAGCGUAAAAGGCUCUGGAAUCUCCAGCUAUGAGAAUAACCCCCAAGAUGCCCCCAAAGCCUUUGAGGACUGUAUGUUCAAGGUCAAGGAACAGGUGCCAGAGCACCUCCAUGGAUCCACCCGCAUUUACCUGGGAGCCACAGCUGGGAUGCGCUUGCUGAGGUUGCAGAAUGAGACAGCAGCCCGUGAAGUCCUUGAGAGCAUCCAAAGCUACUUCAAGUCCCAGCCUUUUGAUUUUCGGGGUGCUCAGAUCAUUUCUGGGCAAGAGGAAGGAGUGUAUGGAUGGAUCACAGCCAACUAUAUAAUGGGAAAUUUCCUGGAGAAGAACCUGUGGCACAUGUGGGUGCACCCGCACGGGGUAGACACCACCGGAGCCCUGGAUUUAGGCGGCGCCUCCACCCAGAUAUCCUUCGUGGCUGAGGAGAAGAUGGAGCCGAACGCCAGCGACACGGUGCAGGUGUCCUUGUAUGGCUAUACGUACAUACUCUACACGCACAGCUUCCAGUGCUAUGGCCGGAACGAAGCGGAGAAGAAGUUCCUGGCCGUGCUUCUGCAGAGCCCUUCCACAGAAGCCAACAUCAGCAACCCCUGCUACCCUCAGGGCUACAGUACCACCUUCACCUUGGGCCACGUGUUUGGCAGCCUGUGCACAGAGAAGCAGAGGCCGGAGAGCUACAACCCCAGCGAUAGCGUCACCUUCACGGGAACUGGUGACCCACGGCUGUGCAGGGAGAAGGUGGCUUCUGUGUUUGACUUCAGCGCUUGCCAAGACCAAGAGGCCUGCUCCUUUGAUGGCAUUUACCAGCCCAAGGUUCAAGGCCCAUUUGUGGCAUUCGCAGGCUUCUAUUACACAGCCAGUGCGCUAAACCUGUCGGGGAGCUUCUCCCUUUCCUCCUUCAAUGACAGCAGCUGGGACUUCUGCAGGCACACUUGGAGUGAGCUCCCGUCCUUGCUCCCCAGAUUUGAUGAGACGUACGCCCGGUCCUACUGCUUCUCAGCCCAUUACAUCUACCACUUGCUCGUAAAUGGAUACAAGUUCACUGAGGAGACUUGGCCUCAGAUACGCUUUGAAAAAGAAGUGGGGAACAGCAGCAUCGCCUGGUCCCUAGGCUACAUGCUCAGCUUGACCAACCAGAUCCCAGCUGGAAGUCCCCUGAUCCAUCUACCCAUACAGCCACCAGUGUUUAUGGGAGUCCUGGCUUUCUUCACGGCUAUCGCCUUGCUGUGCCUGGCGUUUCUUUUGUACCUAUGUUCAGCAUUCAGGACAAAGGAGCGCUCUGAGAAUGCCUUCGACCAAGCGGUGGAUUCUGAUUGAGCCUUCCAAGCAGCACCUGGGGCCCAAGCCUGCCAAAACCCACCAGAGUGACACGAGGCAGUGUGAGUGAAGUGGCUGCCACCAGGACCUGUCCUGUGCUUAAAUGCCAAGGUCACGUGCCUCUCAGCCACUGGUUCCUGCCAGAGCACCUCCUGGGAGUCCCUCAACCACCCACUGGGUGUUGCCUCUGCAACCCUCCCUACCUGCUUGCUGAUCCAUUGUGAAUCAAGGAGUCGCUGGCUGUUGGUGUCAGGGGCUUUACUCCGUCUACUCCAGAGGAAGUUGAGAAUAUAAUUUAAUGCGGAAGAAUUGACCACAGGCUCGGUUUCAGUGUUCUCUCCCUCCGUAUUCCUCCCAGCCAGCCGCCCAUAAAGGCUCUGACUCAGAUAUGUCACCCAGUGGCUUUGCCCUGUAGUUCCUUUGCAAGGCCUUCCUGUGUUUGAGUUGAGUCAAGCCCCAUCUCAAGCCACUGAUGCUUUCUUUUAGUAAUCUCAUGAGCACUAAGCUCCCUGACUGUGGCUUGUAGAGGUUAGCUGGGGAGAUGCUAGCAUUUCAAGACAGUUUCAUGUAGCCAUGCGAGCCUCCCGCUUACUAUGUAGCCAAGACCAACCUUGAUGCUGCUCUUUUCCUGAGGGCUAGGAUUAUGGGUUGUGAGGUCCUGGGGGUGGAACCCCAGGAUUUCAUGCAUGCUAGGCAACUAUUCGACUGACUGAGUCACAUACCCAACCUAAGAAGACUCAAGGACAGAUGGCCUCUGUCAUGUAGGCAGAUCUUGAAGCACAAAGACACAUAGAAGUCCCUGAAUGGUAGCUAUUCUUAUUUUAGAAUGGCCACUUGGAACUCUGGUCAUGAGGCUGCUACUCAGUGUGUGUCAUCCUUGUGUAAUUGUCUCCUUGA